This is a messenger RNA of Durio zibethinus, 1365 nucleotides long. The record is from RefSeq and is a predicted model, not a curated record. Lineage: Eukaryota; Viridiplantae; Streptophyta; Magnoliopsida; Malvales; Malvaceae.
AUGCUGGACAAUAACCAAAUAUUACAAACAAGAACUCAUAUCAGAGCAACUAAGCCUAGGAGAGAAAAUGAGAAUAAUCAGGAUUUGAUUCCGUUGCUAACUAGUCACUUUGACUUUUGUUUACAUGGAAAGGAGAUCAAACAAAUGCCACCGAGGUGGGAUCCACUACGCGCUAUCGACGCUCCAUCAUUUGGGAAAAAGAAAGAUCCAGCAAACGAUGACUCGGAAGAUGAUGAUGAUUUGGAGCUUGGGUCCGUGGAAGGGUUUAUCUACAAGACAUUGGAAGAUUUUUGGCGCUUCGUUGAACACAAGGAAAAAGCAAUUCUCAACUGUUAUGAAGCAUCAUCCAUCAUAGACGAUGACAUUGUAGUGAUGAUAUUUUAUGAUGCACUCUUUAUCGUCGAGCUCUUAUUGAGGAACUAUGAGAAGGAAAAUGCACAAGAGUUGGGAAUUAAAGACUUCUUAUUAAAAGGAACGUGGUCAGCUGGUCUUCGGAGGGACUUGCUCUUACUUGAAAAUCAGAUCCCUUUCUUUGUGCUUGAAGAACUAUAUAAGUUAUACUGUAACUUCCCUCGUGAAGACAAAUUUGAUUCUUGUGCUGCCCCUGCCUCUGCUUUUCCCUUUCUUUAUCAUGCUUGCCUCUACUUUGAUAUUCCAUGGGAUAAAAGGUUCGAGGAUGCAGAAAUCCUACACUUCACCGGUUUGUUGAGAUGCCAUCUGGUUAAAAAUUGCGCAUCAAAUUCAGAUCCAUCCAUGGCCCAAAAAAGAAAAACUGAAUCAGUGUAUAGUGCGACAAUGUUGCAGGACGCUGGUGUUGAGCUUAAACCAGUAGAUGAUCAAAGUGCAAGCUGGCUCGAUAUAAAAUUUGAAGGGAAAGAGCUUAAAAUCCCCAAAUUGAAUGUGCACUCGAACACGGAAGCUUACAUUCGCAACGUGAUGGCCUUGGAGAUGUGCCACUAUCCAGGUGAAACCUAUGUUUGUGCUUACAUAGAACUAAUGAAUUAUCUCAUUAGAUCUGACAAAGAUGUAGAUUUGUUAAUGGAAAAGGGGGUUUUAAGCAACGACGGAAUAAACGAGGGAAUUAUCGUUAGCAGAAUAAAUCCCAGUAAAGCAUUGGCAGGUAUGAUUAAGAAACUUAUGCAGGGAGUAGGCGAGCCUGCUGCUUGCUACCGGGAAACAGGGAGACGAUUAAACAAAUAUUACAAAAAUGCUCGGAAGCACGUAAUAGCAACAUUCUGCAAGGAGAAUCUAGCAAUUCUGAAGCGUGUGUAUUUCACCAAUCUUUGGCGAGGAACUGGAACUGUCGCUGCUUUUAUGGUGGUUGUGCUCACUCUCAUUCAAACCGUGUUGACAUUUCUUAAAUGA